This is a messenger RNA of Fragaria vesca subsp. vesca, 256 nucleotides long. RefSeq names its product proteinase inhibitor type-2 CEVI57-like. The record is from RefSeq and is a predicted model, not a curated record. The transcript is spliced from 2 exons. Lineage: Eukaryota; Viridiplantae; Streptophyta; Magnoliopsida; Rosales; Rosaceae. Bases 17 to 256 code for a protein of 79 amino acids.
ACAGCAGCAAAUCAACAUGGCUACAGGCAAGAGUAUUGGUGCAAUAAUUCUUCUCCUUGUUUGCGGUUCAAUCCUACUGGGUAUGAAUCCAACUGAGGCCAAAGUCUGCCCUCAAGUUUGCUACGAGGCAGCUUAUAUGACUUGCCCGUCUUCAGGCCUUACUCAUCUCUCACCAUCCUGCAACUGUUGCUUUGCUCCGGCAGUCGGCUGCUCCAUUUACAACUCCGAUGGAACUAAGAUCUGUACUGCUACUUGA